Sebastes umbrosus (honeycomb rockfish) is the source of this 2496-nucleotide messenger RNA. RefSeq names its product ring finger protein 150a (gene rnf150a). The record is from RefSeq and is a predicted model, not a curated record. The transcript is spliced from 7 exons. NCBI's taxonomy places the organism in Eukaryota, Metazoa, Chordata, Actinopteri, Perciformes, Sebastidae. The coding region runs from base 447 to 1724 and encodes 425 amino acids.
CUGACAAAAGGCAAUGAUAAUGCAAAAACCGUUCAAAUGUCAGGGUUCAUAAUUUUCUUUUUUUAAUAUUACAUGAUUUAUGAUGUUUUAGUUGUUUCUCUCCACAUGCCACAUGGGGCGUCAGAGGCACCACCUUGUCCACGCCCAGGUCACGUGACGUGCGAGCUGUGAGCCAAUCAGGAGCGAGGAGGAGAAACAGCUGACGGUGAACAACAACAACACACACACACACACACAUAGACACACAGAGAGAGAGAUGUCUUCUCCUGCAGGUGGUGGUGUGUAGUGGACUCUCUUCACGUAUAGCUCUCUAACUCUCAGACGGUGCUGGUGUCUCUGGCUCUUCUGCAGAGGUUCAUGUUUGUUGGUAGCUGCUGUGAAAAGAGCUGAGGCGGAGGAGGAGACCUGGACUCAUCCAUCAUCUCCAAAAACCAGCCAAAACCACAAUGGCACCGUCUCUCAUCCGAGCUUGCCGCAGUCUGGCUCUCUCGACGUGGCUGCUGUCGUUUUGUUUCGUGCACUUGCUGUGCCUGGACUUCACGGUGGCAGAGAAAGAGGAGUGGUACACCGCCUUCGUCAACAUCACCUACCUGGACCCCGUCACUUCGGAGGUCCGGACGGAGAAAACCGAGUGCGGUCGCUAUGGAGAGCACUCGCCCAAGAAGGAAGCGCGAGGUCUGGUGCUGGUGCCGUCCAGCCUGCAGGACAGACAGGCGUGCGACCCAAACGUUCGGUUCCCUCCGGUGCCUGGCAACACCGCCUGGGUGGCGUUGGUGGCUGCGGGUAACUGCACAUACCGAGAGAAGAUCCGUAACGUGGCCAACUACAACGCCUCUGCGGUGGUCAUCUACAAUGUGGGCUCCAGCAACGCCAACGACACCAUAACAAUGCCCCAUCCAGGUACAGGUGAAGUCGUGGCCAUCAUGAUCCCAGAGCCUAAAGGUCGAGAGAUUGCGGUUUUGCUGGAGCAGCAAAUCAUGGUCACGGUGCACAUCUCCAUAGGAACCCGCAACCUGCAGAAGUACGUGAGCAGGACGUCGGUAGUGUUUGUCUCCAUCUCCUUCAUCGUCCUCAUGAUCAUCUCCCUCGCCUGGCUCGUCUUCUACUACAUCCAGAGGUUCCGCUACGCUAAUGCACGAGACCGCAACCAGAGACGUUUGGGGGACGCUGCCAAAAAGGCCAUCAGUAAGCUGCAAGUACGCACCAUUAAGAAAGGAGACAAGGAGACAGAGUCAGACUUUGACAACUGUGCAGUUUGCAUUGAAGGUUAUAAGCCUAAUGAUGUUGUGAGGAUAUUACCAUGCAGGCAUAUCUUCCAUAAGCACUGUGUAGACCCGUGGCUACAAGACCACCGGACGUGUCCCAUGUGUAAAAUGAACAUCCUUAAAGCCUUGGGAAUUCCACUCAACGCAGACUGUUUAGAUGACGUUCCUCCAGACUAUGAGACAUCUGUCGGGGGUCCACCCACCAACCCCAUCAGCGGGGCGAGUGAAAUCACAGUCAACGAGAGCUCGGUGGUUCUGGAUCCAGCUGGAAGAGCGAUGGACCUAGAGCAGCUCCACCCUGAUGAAGAGACAGAACUUCAGACGGGGGAGAGCCACACCCUCGCCAGCAGCGGCCACCAGCCUCCACUCAGCAGUGAUUCAGACACUUCUAUCAUGGAGGUAGGCAUGUCUGAAGUCUACCUGUCCAGGGCGCAGGAAUCUGAUCGGGGCAAAUCCUGAGUCAAUGCAAGCUGAGAAAAAAGCAUGAAUCACCAGGAAAAGGAGGACAAAAGCAGGACAAAGUGACCGGGGCCCCAGAGAUUUGCCACGUCUUUGGCCACCUGGAGGAAGUGACUUCUCAGAAGAUGGGCAAAUGAGCAACAUAGCAGCACAAAAACACCCGAAAAAACGACCGAAAAACAGAUUUGUCCCGGCAUCUGUGGUCGUGUUGCUUGCUCGUUUUCUAGCAGUCACACCUCACCAUUUUGUUGGUUUGAUUGCCACGCCAACCAGACAGCCAAUCACAGCUCUCACAUUGUGGUGGCCCAGUUUUUGUCACACGUAAUCUUUUCACAUCCUUAAAGGUGCUCUAUACGAUAUUCAGAGACUCAAUGUAGCAGUAAACAACUAUUUGCUAUGUAAAGAUAAUGAGGAGUAAUGUCUGCCUGAGCAGAGAAUGAAGUAUCUCUCCCUCUGUGUGUGUUGUAAUUGGAGCUUCUUCAGUCAGCAGUGUUGACCUCGCCGGGCAGGCUGCGCGUGCCUUUUAGUGCAUGUUAGUGCUAGCUCACGGCCGCCGCUCUCCACUGCGCUCAAACGGCAGUUACAGCUGAUAAAGGCAUCCUGACAACACGUUCUUCAAAACCAUUAUAGUUACACUUAGCGUCACUUUAGGUUUAGACUUAAAACUACUACGUUUGUAAAGUGAAAAUGACACUGAAUGUUGUGAACACGGGACAUGAAAGUGAAACUUAGCACACGGGACACGAAUAGCGGUCUCCUGGAUAAAAGUCUU